Messenger RNA from Yamadazyma jaroonii, 336 nucleotides. The record is from the annotation of a GenBank genome assembly. NCBI's taxonomy places the organism in Eukaryota, Fungi, Ascomycota, Pichiomycetes, Serinales, Debaryomycetaceae.
AUGAUCGGGUACUUACUAUUGAUACACUGUGCUUAUUCGUCCUAUGAAUAUAAUAAAUUGAAUGUUUCAUAUACCUCGGAUUUAAUACUAGAAUUGGUGGUGUCGCUUGUUCUCAUUUUCCUUCAAGCUACCAAUUCAAUCAAGAAUAAAGGAUCUUUAAAUUUGGACAAUUCAUUGAUCAAAUUCGAUAAAUACUUAAAGAAGAUCAAAAUAGAUCAAUCUUUACAAGAAUUCAAUGCUUUGGGCUUUAAUAACUACAAUUUUGCUUAUAGAAAAGAGUACAUUGAUAUUGUUAAGAUGAGAAGGGAAUAUAAUGAGUUUAUGAAGGAUAAUUAA